AUGAACCAUCCAUACAAUAACACAAAGCUGACCUCCACAUCUGUGACCCUUACCAGUUCUAGAAACUUCCAGGAGCUCGCACAGAUAACCGUCAGUUCCUCACUGAUUAUAACCCUGAGGAAGCUAAAGCUGCUGAAUUUCUCUACUGCAGUCCCAUUGUUGGAGAGAUGUCGGGGCUCUGUAGGCCGUCCACACGCGCUCGGCGAUCAGGCCGAUGACAGUGGUGAGAACUGCAGUAUGGAGAACAAGGACAAACUCAGCACUGAUCAGCGAACAGCUGUGGUCUGUGAGACUACACAGACCAGCAGAAUAGAUUUUGUGGACAAAGUGAGACUGGACAGUAUUACAGAAGACUUGACCACAGACAUGUUCACAGUAAAGGUACUGGAAGUCAUCAAAGAAGGAGGUCUGGAUGUGGGUCCUCUGAAUAAACAGCGCACAUUCCUCAGUUGUCCCUACUGCAGGUGGUCUAUAGAUCUGGGAACGGGUAAAACCUACCUUAUCAUGGGCACGUCCAAAGAUAUUCACAGAGAUGACCAACAUCAAUCGUUUCAGUACGUAUUCGGAGAGACAACUUGGAUCGAGUACUGGCCCCCCGCACGCAGCACAGUGUCAAACUCUGGAACUCACAAUGACGUGUUUGGGCCUGGAGGAGAUGGUUCAUCAGUACCAACUCUUUGGGUGUCAGCAGUAGUCAAUCUCAAGAAACAAAAAUGUUAAUUAUUAUCAUGUCAAAAUGUCCCUGCUGUGGGAUAUGAGGGCUUAAAAUAUUGCACUGUAUUGAUUAAAAUGUAAUGUUUGACAAAUAUACACUGGUUACUCUUAUGUUGGCUACUGUACAGUAAUCUUUAGGUUUAAUAAAUUAUUGAUUGAAAUUGACAAUGUUGCGCUCAGUGGAGUGAUGCAUAGACAGUUAAAUUGGUUUUGAUUCAGAAUAUAAGAGCAGAAGCUUCUCACAAAUUUUCAAUUGACAAAUUCCUUUAGUUUAUCCCUUUCCAACGAUAUUGCCCAAAUGAAAUAAAAACUUUCUUUUUCUGAAUCAAACAAAA
Molecule: messenger RNA, 1049 nt
Organism: Etheostoma cragini (Arkansas darter)
Lineage: Eukaryota; Metazoa; Chordata; Actinopteri; Perciformes; Percidae
Product: complement C3-like
Exons: 7
Coding region: 1-720 (239 amino acids)
Molecular function (GO): protein binding
Source: RefSeq, a predicted model, not a curated record